GUCAUCUGAACAGCCUACCUCGAAGAACCGCCUUCGGCGUAACAUGAGCUGGGCCAUUUUGUGCAGUGGAGGUACCUACACUCAAGCAAAAGAGCUCUUUUCCUUCCUAAACAUGCCGUUCAUGUCGCGUGAUGCAUUCGCCAAAGAUGAAAUUGCUAUGGACAGCGUUCUUCAAGUUGCUUUGGAUGAGUCCUUAGACCGGGCCGUCGAAGCAGAAAAAGCAGCUGUAUUGGAAGAAAUGGCACAAAAAGGAACAACCCCUCCAACUGAAAAGUAUGUUAAAUCAUGCGCAGCUUUAGAUGGCUCGUGGGGACAGCGCAGCAACGGCCAUCGAUACAAUUCUGCGUCUGGAUGCGCUGCUAUUAUUGCAACACGUACUAAAAAAGUGUGUUAUGUCGGAUGUAAAAACAAGCGAUGCAUUGCUUGCAACAUCAAUAUGACCAGGGUGAAGAACAACCAGCCUAUACGAGAACACAAGUGCUACCGAAAUUAUAAAGGUGCUUCCGGAGGGAUGGAGCCGGCCAUUAUUAUCGAUGGUUUUGAGGUUCUUAGGCAUAAAGGAUUGAAAUUCACUACAGUAGUAACUGAUGGUGAUUCCACCACAGUCGCUCGCUUGAAGAACAGUUGCAAAUAUGGACCCGAAAUACGUCAUCAGUUGUGCUGCAACCACGUUAUGAAGAAUUUAGGGAAAAAGUUGCGAGAGGCGAGGAAUAAACCUGGUUAUUGUCGUCGAAAAGUCACACAAUGCAUCGAAGUAGAGCAUGAUUAUGGCGAAGAAGCAGUAACCGCUAUGGAAGAGUCGGAAGAUGUAACUCACGAUUGUACCACGAUUGAAUCCAAAUAUAAGGUAACGGAAGCCACAAGAGAACAAUUGAGUUCCAGUACAUCGAUAACAGACAUGGAGGAAAUAACUAUGGGACGGAUCCUUACGAAGUUUGUUCCGGAGAUCAUAGGCUGUAAGGAGUCUAAUAAAUGGAAGAAAUGCGAUAUGAUUUUACAAGCCACGACGACAUGGAAUUAUCUGAAAAGUAAAAGAGCUAUAGUGGGACUUGUACUCCGUUCGUUGAAGGAACAGCAUGGUGUAAAUAUGGGAGAAUGCAAAAUGUUUGUCGAUACAUGUCACCAAUAUCUAUGUUGUGUGGCGGACGCUAUUUCUGAGGAUGGCACUACUGUUCUUCUGAUAAAGAAACAUGACACUAAGGAAACAGUUUUAAAAACGAUUCAGAAGUGUUCGAAUAAAUUUGGAUGCAGAAUGAAGGAUGGAAAACUAGUAAUCGGGAAGAAUUUGAACAUUGAGGUGCAAUCUUUACUACAUACCGCAAAAAUUAAAAAAUGUUUAAUUUGUUUCGUGAAUGGAAGUGAUCAUAUGGAUAAUAUCCAAAGUAUGGUUGAAUAUGAUGACGAUUUUUUUCAAAAACAUGUUGUAGAAAAAAUCGCAGAAUUUUUCAAACUUUUUCUGAGUAAAAAAGUUGUUGAAAAUGCUAUAGAUAUUAAAUGCUAAUUAUUAUUGAGUUUUAUAAGAUUUUUUUAAAUAUAUUAUAACCAUAA
This is a messenger RNA of Armigeres subalbatus, 1548 nucleotides long. RefSeq lists its product as uncharacterized. The record is from RefSeq and is a predicted model, not a curated record. NCBI's taxonomy places the organism in Eukaryota, Metazoa, Arthropoda, Insecta, Diptera, Culicidae. The transcript is spliced from 4 exons. Bases 44 to 1501 code for a protein of 485 amino acids.